Babesia sp. Xinjiang is the source of this 1611-nucleotide messenger RNA. RefSeq names its product putative protease. The record is from RefSeq and is a predicted model, not a curated record. Gene Ontology annotation, molecular function: protein binding; serine-type endopeptidase activity. The transcript is spliced from 3 exons. Gene Ontology annotation, biological process: proteolysis. Bases 1 to 1611 code for a protein of 536 amino acids. Lineage: Eukaryota; Apicomplexa; Aconoidasida; Piroplasmida; Babesiidae.
AUGAUCGGUUCCACUCGUCCUGACGUAUCAUCAUCGGGUAAUGUUGAUGUAGUCAGGGAUAUUGGUGGGAGGAGGCAUUCUAGUAAUAUUAAUGUUGUGACCACCCCUGUGCGUCAUAACGGCAGUAGUGGUUGUGCGGCGUCGGUUGACGUUCCUUCUAUCGGUCAUGUGGACUCAGGUCAGUCUUUGAAAGAGUGUUUUGGUAGCAUCGUAAAAAUAUACUGUGACUCCACUGACCCGAACUAUGCGCAACCAUGGCAAAUGCGGCGUCAGUUAAAAUCUAUAGGUUCAGGAUUUGUUGUUCAUGGUCGCAUGAUCAUUACGAAUGCGCAUUGUGUUUCGUGGCAGAACCGAUGUCUGCUUCGGAAAUAUGGUUCCACUGUGAAGUACCCGGCUAGGGUGUUGACCAUCGGUCACGAAUGUGAUCUUGCGAUAUUGAAGGUUGAUUCUGAUAGUUUUUGGGAAGGUGUCAAGGCAUUGGAUCUUGGUGAUGUUCCUAACCUCCAUGAUGCGGUUACAGUCGUUGGUUAUCCAACUGGUGGUGACAAUUUGUGUACCACUUCUGGUAUCGUAUCUCGUGUGGAUGUGACUACCUAUACCCAUUCUAAUUACCGACUUCUUUGUGCUCAGAUCGAUGCUGCUAUAAACGCUGGUAAUUCUGGCGGUCCCGUGAUGAAAGAUGGGAAAGUGAUUGGUGUAGCAUUCCAGGCUUACGACGAGGCGCAGAACAUUGGUUAUAUUAUUCCAACUUUUAUUAUUCGUCAAUUUUUGCUUCAUGUUACCCGUCAUGGGCGUUACACGGGUUUUGUGACUAUUGGCGUUACUUAUCAACCGAUUGAGAACCCUGCUCUGCGGUCUUAUUUGGGUCUCGACUCGAUAGAAUCGUCAGAUCUUCCUGAAGGUGUAACACCAUCUGGUAUAAUGGUUUGUGAUGCUGAUAAGUUGACAAAAUCCGGUGAUUUGUUACAACAUCUAGAUGUGAUAAUGGCUGUAAAUGGCUACGAUGUUGCUGACGAUGGUACAGUACACUUUAGGGAUGUCGAACGUGUUCAUUUAUCCUAUGCUCUGACAACAAUGUUUGGUGGUGACCCUUGUGAGGUUGUAAUUUUAAGGGACGGUCGUGUGCGUACAUUGACUGUUCGUAUGCAGAAGCCCAACUACUUAGUCACUGAGCAUCAAUGGGAGGUGUUGCCGCGUUACUAUAUAUUUGGUGGUUUGGUUUUUGUGCCUCUUACUGUGGAUUAUCUGAAGGAUGAAUUUGGUAAGAAGUACUACGAGCGUGCUCCUAGUAGUCUAUUACAACUUCUUAACGACGUUUUUGCUUCGGAAUACGGUCAAGAGGUGGUUGUUCUUAGUCAGAUUUUAGCUUCGGACAUAACCGUUGGUUAUGAAUUCAAGAACGUACGUCUCUUGAGCGUCAACGGCCAGGAUGUCAAGAAUCUACGUCAUCUAGAGGAAUUGAUAUGUUCCAUCCCAGAGGAUGAGCCGUUCAUCAGAUUCCACAUUGAGAGGGGCUCUAUGAUCGUUUUGGACCGUAAGCGAGCAUUGGCGAUGCAUGAUGAGAUACUGUAUCAGCAUGCUAUCCCCAGCCAUAAAUCUCGGGAGCUUUAA